Aureobasidium melanogenum CBS 110374 is the source of this 429-nucleotide messenger RNA. RefSeq lists its product as uncharacterized. The transcript is spliced from 3 exons. The record is from RefSeq and is a predicted model, not a curated record. The coding region runs from base 1 to 429 and encodes 142 amino acids. Gene Ontology annotation, molecular function: structural constituent of cell wall. Gene Ontology annotation, cellular component: fungal-type cell wall. Gene Ontology annotation, biological process: fungal-type cell wall organization. NCBI's taxonomy places the organism in Eukaryota, Fungi, Ascomycota, Dothideomycetes, Dothideales, Saccotheciaceae.
AUGCAGUUCACCAUCGCCGCUAUUGCUGCUUUCGCCGCCUCUGUCUCUGCCAUGGCUCUUAACACCACCGCUUCUGCUAGCCCCGUCUACGUUACUGAGGUUGUUACCCAUUUGACCACUUUCUGCCCUGCCGCAACAACUUUGACUGCUGGCUCUCACACCAUCACCGUCACUGCUCCUACUACCAUCACCAUUGAGGAUUGUUCGUGCACACUGGUCAAGACUAGCUCUGUUGCCGUCCCUACCGCACCUGUUGUCACCGCUCCCUACAACAACGGUACCAUUGCCACCAAGACCUCUGGUCACGCAUCUGGCACUGGCGCCGCUGCCUCCAGCACCAAGCCCGCCCACUUCACCGGCGCUGCUUCUUCCAUGAACGUCGCUGGUGCCGCCGCUGCCGCCCUCGGCAUGGCCGCUCUCAUCCUCUAA